Molecule: messenger RNA, 1482 nt
Organism: Encephalitozoon romaleae SJ-2008
Lineage: Eukaryota; Fungi; Microsporidia; Unikaryonidae
Exons: 1
Coding region: 1-1482 (493 amino acids)
Biological process (GO): maturation of LSU-rRNA from tricistronic rRNA transcript (SSU-rRNA, 5.8S rRNA, LSU-rRNA); ribosome biogenesis
Cellular component (GO): preribosome, large subunit precursor; PeBoW complex
Molecular function (GO): protein binding; ribonucleoprotein complex binding
Source: RefSeq, a predicted model, not a curated record
AUGGACCGGAUUGAGAGAUUUCUGGGAAGAAGGCCCACGAAGAAGUGUCGCAAGGUCAAGUCUGGAGGAAAAGAGUUUUUAGUUACAAAGAAAGAUGUGAAGCUCAUAAGAAGCUACAGGAAGAAUGUAUGUAUGGAUCCAGAUGUCGAUUUGUAUAGGCCAUUGAAUCUAAGCUUUAGUAGAAAGACAAUGGAUGAGGGGAUAGAGACAAGAAGAAAGACUCCGGCGCCCCAGAGCAGAAGGUGGCCUAAAAGGAAAAUAAGGAACGGCAGGAGGAAGGUGAUCGAGGAGAGAAACAAGAAUGAGAUUGUUGACAUAUGGGAAGAAGAAGGCCUUGAGGAGCUAAAUGAUUAUGAGCAGGACAUGUUUGUGAAAGCAGGAGAGGCGUAUGCAGGCCCAGUUGAGCAUCUGGAGUAUAGGAGAGAGGAUCUAGAAGGAGAUCUAAGAAGGAUAUAUCUAAGGCUUUAUGAGCCAAGGGAAGGGAAGAGCUACAAGCUGAGAGAUCUGAUUAAGGAUUUGCCCAGAGCAGAAACUCUAAAGCCGUUCCCGGAGGAGAUUGGUCUGUCCUUUAGGUUUGAAAAGCUUGGAGCGGUUGGGAUCAGUCAGGAUUUCAAGAAGUUUGGGGUAGGAGAAGAAAACAAGCUGUGUGUUUAUGAAUUUAAGGGUUUUGUGAAGGUGAAACACGUUAUUUUUGACUCUGAGAUCCGUAAGAUUAUGUUUACAAAGGGGGAGACCAUAUGCAUAUUACUGGCGAACAAUACCAUAUGCAUUGUGAACGAUACCUUUGCAGAAGGGUUUUCUGAUGGGCAGAGAUCCUUUCUUCGCAAGGAGUUUGUAAUGUGGAGCAGGAAAGAAACUGAAGAAGGGGUGAAAAGCAGCAGUUGCAUGUGCACUGUGAUAAAGACAGAUGGAAAGAUAAAUGAUGUAGAAGCACAUUGUGAUGGAAGAUAUAUAAGUGUGGUCUAUGGAAAGAAGGUUAUGGUUUAUGACCUUAAGGAAAAAAAGGAAUUGGAAGUCCUAAGGGUUCGGGGUACAGUGCCUCUUAAGGCAAGGUUUCACAGGUCUCUGGACACAAUGGUUAUUUCUACAGCAAGCUCGUUGAUAGUUUAUGACCUUGUAUCUAGAAAGAUAGCAAGAGAAGCAAAGGAAUUUUCGUUUGUCCUUGACUUCUUUAGUAUUUCAGACAACAUAGUUGUAUUAGUGAAUAACCUGAAGAAAAUAAUUCUGUAUGAUUGGGCCAAUAACGUUGUAAAAAGAACCAUGCUUCAGGAGGAUGUGGGAAUGGAAGUGAUCCAGCAUAGAAGAUUUAAUCUUAUGUGUGUUGCGUACCCUAUGGAGAUGAUUGUUUUCUACAAUGACGUGGGUAACGACCUGGUUGUCCCCGUCAAAAGGAUUCCAGGAAGAUAUAGAAACAUCCUGUUCCAUCCCCACCUCCCUUGGGUAUAUGGGGCUAACGGAAAUAAGGUGUGUGUGUUUACAUGA